This is a messenger RNA of Acomys russatus (golden spiny mouse), 3140 nucleotides long. It is a transcript of the gene Map10, whose product is annotated as microtubule associated protein 10. The record is from RefSeq and is a predicted model, not a curated record. The transcript has a single exon. Lineage: Eukaryota; Metazoa; Chordata; Mammalia; Rodentia; Muridae. Gene Ontology annotation, cellular component: mitotic spindle pole; mitotic spindle midzone; cytoplasmic microtubule. Gene Ontology annotation, molecular function: microtubule binding. Gene Ontology annotation, biological process: mitotic spindle midzone assembly; positive regulation of cytokinesis; cytoplasmic microtubule organization. Bases 9 to 2606 code for a protein of 865 amino acids.
CAACGGCGAUGGCGGCCCAGGUGGCAGGGCGGCUCUUCUCGCUGGAGCUGCUCGUGGACUGGGUGUGGCUGGAGGUGGCGCCGUCGCCGUACGCCGCGGGCCCCGCCGUGGCGUUCCGCCUGCUGGAUUUCCCGCCGCUGUUCGUCCUCCCGCCCGCAGCUCCCACCCGGCAGCCCCGGAGCGGCGCCAUCGGCUUCGGGCGCGGCAAGGCCUGCCUACUGCGCCUGCGCCCCGCCGCCCUGCAACGCCCGCGCCUGCACGCUGCGUUGCUGCAGCUCCCCGGGAGCCCCGGGUCUGCGCCGCCGCGCCUGCUGGGGGCUUGCGACAUCCUGCUCGUCGCCUCCCAGGGCCGGAGGGGUGUAUUCACCCUGCGGGGCCCGGCGGCUGAGCGAGUAGGGGAAUUGGCGCUCUUCUACCGCCUGACCGACCUGGGACGCUUUCCCCCGGGGGCUCCGGGGCUGCGAGGCCUGCCGAGCCCUGCGAGUAUCAUCAGUUCCGAGGCCCCGGAGGAGCCCGAGCCACGAACUCGGGAGACCUCGAAACCAUGCACAAAAGACACGUCUGCCAGAUGCCUACAGUGUGCCUCAAAGCUAUGCACCAAGGAUACCAACAGCUGGUCUGCAGGGGACUCAGACCCCUCAGCUGUCCAGAAGUCCUGGAAAGAAGCAGUCUUACACAGUAAGGCCAGCUCUGGGGACGUGGCUUCUGUCCCUUGUUCGCCCGCUCCCAGUGAGAGGAGUGUCAGCCCCCUCAGCCUGGAGGUGACAGAGCUGGACUUGGAAACCAACACCUUCUGCCCUCCUCCUCUGUAUUACACUCACCUGACUCAGGAGAAGACUCCUCCUGCCGGGGUUGAAAUCACUAUCGAGCCUCAGAGAAACGGACCUGAGGAUCUGGAUGACAUUCUCCCCGAAACAAAACUUCUAGGUCCUCCCAUAGGUCCAGUGGAACAUACAAGGUCUGUAACGCAGGAGAGCCCUCUGGUGAUCCCAGAUCCUCCACAGAUGCAGGGUCAGGGUCCGAGAGCAGCUAGUGACGCUGCGUGUCCCCCUCAGACAGAACGACAUACAGCCAGUGCAGUAACACAGCUGCCGCUGUUGAACGCUUUGCUGAUGGAGCUGUCCUUGCUGUGCAACCAGCCCGUGGCACAUCCCACGCAGGUGCAUCCCCACUUAGCCUGGUUGUACAGAGGGCCAGAACCCACCGCCAAGUCCGCGUCUAGGUCAGAAUCCAAGAGCAUCAAGCUUUCUGUGGGAGAAAAUAAAAAGGUCCCGAGUCUCCAGUCUAAAAAGCACCCCAAUGGUAAACAUUCAGUGCAGGUCAGUGGUGGCCCCCCACCAAGGGGUCCGAACGGGAGGCUGCUUUACGGCCUGACAAACACACUAAGACUGCGCUUAAAGCAGACAAACCCCGACAUGCUGGCUGUACAUGAAAAGAGAGAACAGUAUAGAAAGUCACAGAUACAAGCCGUGGGGCCCAAGUUCCGAAUCCCCUCAUGGAAAGGCAGAGGAUCAAGUUCGGCAGCAGAAAGCCAGGUGCCAGCACAGCCCCCGGAGGAAAGGUCUUCGCACUCACACGGGUCUUUUGCUGAAGGUAGUGAUACCUCAAUGCAAAUCAGUGCAGGUUUUGAUGAGUCAAGUCCCACUAAAGAAACGAAGGGAAGCCAUACCAUGGAGAAGGAAACAGUUGAUCAGAGCGAAAACAGAACCAACAACACCGCGUUGGAAGCACCUGUGAGUCCAGCAGGUUCCAUUAUUCCAGUAUUUCCUCACACAAAUACUUUAGGAGGAAAAUGGAAAGUGAAAGUCCAGAGCCCAGGGCUUUCCCCACAGGAUCCUGCUGUUGACAGAAGUGUAGGUGACAGGAAAGAUGGCAGGCAAGUCAAAGCCGCAGACAUUGUGACUGCUGAUGCAAGAGAAAAGAGACCACCCAGUAGAAAAGGUUCCCUGGAGAGCAUCUCAGAGCUGCAGUACCAGGAUGCGUUGGCCAGUCUUUGCUACUCUGAAGACUUCUGCACUAGUGAGAACAACAGCAGAAGCCUGCGUGCUCUCAAAGGCAGCACAGGGCCAGAAAAUGCACUAGGGCACAGGGCAGAAAGUUCACACACCAGCAAGUCAAGCGAGGCAAGGCUGUCCACAAGGAAAAACGGCAGUGAAGUGAGUUGUGUGCCCAGCCCCCCCUUUUCUGCCGGCUCACCAGUGUGUGCACACAAAAGAUCUCAUGUACUGAAAGCUCAUGAUAGCCUGGAGGAAGCAUCCUCUAUCUCCAGUGACUUUUCAUCACAGUGGACAAAUGAAAAGGCGAACCAGGCAGAUCCAGUGAGUUCAGGUGUCCCAGAGGUGAUGAGGAGAUAUUGGGACAGCUCCACAGAACUGAGAGUAGGGACUGCUCACAAGUCCUCUGAGAAAAGCCAGUCCCCACGGACAUCUCAAGUGAGUUCUUACGAGCCAUCAAACUUGUCUGAACUAGAACUCAAGGCCAUAGACCACAGCGUGUCAGCUGGCUGCCAAGAGGAGGAAGACGGCCUUGGUUCACUGCGCAUCUCCAAACAGUGCAGAGAUAUCUGUGAAUUAGUAAUAAAUAAACUUCCAGGGUACACGGUGUGAAAGUAUGCUACUUUCGGAAACAGGCUGUAGCUGAUGAGUGCGGAUACAUGGUAGUUCUUUUAAGAAAUGUAAAUAGUUUGUCUUUGAUGUUUAUGCCUUAUCCUUCAAGCUGAUCUGAAGCCCCUGUUAAGCUUAGGAGUGAUUCCUUUGUAAGAUGCUUAAGAUUAAAAGUAAUGUCUGUAUACUCUCCAAAUGUGUCUGUCUCGAAGUAAAGAUUAUUCUAAAGUUGGCGUUUCACACACCAUUUAAAGAGAAGGGCUGUUAAUAAGCUUAGCACCAGUUCUUCAUGGGGAUAAUCUUGUCAGGGCUGGAUGUGUCAGAGCCCGAGAUGCAGAAGUGUGCCUGUGAUGAGCCCCUGCUGCCAAGAACUUUGGUUUACAGCCCCUCGCGGCAUUCUGUCCUUCAGUGCUUCAGCUCCUUCACCUCACUUGAUUAGCACUUCCUUGGCCUUACACUCUGUGGUAAGAGAGCCUAUCUUGUUUUACAGACCAGUAUUACUGUAGUUUUUAUGAAGCUGCUGAAUAAAUGUCUCCU